This is a messenger RNA of Erigeron canadensis, 1192 nucleotides long. RefSeq names its product polygalacturonase inhibitor-like. The transcript has a single exon. The record is from RefSeq and is a predicted model, not a curated record. Gene Ontology annotation, molecular function: protein binding. The coding region runs from base 41 to 1036 and encodes 331 amino acids. Lineage: Eukaryota; Viridiplantae; Streptophyta; Magnoliopsida; Asterales; Asteraceae.
AUCCAAAACCACACCAAAACAAAAAACAGACUAGCAAAAAAUGAAGAAAUCACUCUUCACCACCACUAUCUCCCUCCUUAUCAUCUUUGUCUCUCUACCCAUCCUUUCAUACUCCCAAACUUGCAACAAAGAUGACGAAAAAGUCCUUUUCCAAAUCAAAAAGGCUUUUGGAAAUCCUUAUCAUUUAGCCUCUUGGCAAAAAACAUUAGAUUGUUGCCAAUGGUACAAUGUUGAAUGUGACCAAAACACAAGCCGUAUCAUCUCACUAACAAUUUUUCAAGGCAACAUUUCUGGCCAAAUUCCAAAACAAGUUGGCGAUCUUCCUUUUCUCAAAACAUUAGUAUUGCGAAAACUUACCAACCUCACCGGAGAAAUCCCAAUAGCAAUUACGAAACUUACACAUCUCACCAUGCUUAGAUUAAGUUGGACUAAUUUAUCGGGUUCGGUACCUUCUUUCCUAAGUCAACUCACAAAUCUAAACUUCUUAGAUUUGUCGUUCAAUGAUCUGACGGGAUCUAUCCCGCCAGAACUAGCAACGUUGAAAAACCUCAAUGCGCUACAUUUAGAUAGAAACAAGCUUACAGGAGUCAUUCCUGACUCAUUUGGGACGUUUACUGGAAACGUCCCAGAUCUGUACCUUUCUCACAACCAACUUACUGGCACCAUACCCAAAUCAUUAGGGUAUUUAAAUUUCACCACUAUUGAUUUUUCAAGAAACCAAUUGACUGGUGACAUUAGUAUAUUUUUUGGGCUAAACAAGACCAUUCAAAUAGCUGAUUUUUCGAGGAAUAAUUUUACGUUUGACAUAACGAAAAUGGUGUUUCCUGAGAGUUUGACUUCGUUAGAUUUUAACCAUAACAAGGUUUUUGGGAGUUUACCAACUACAUUGACCGGGUUAAGUUUGCAGUAUUUGAAUGUCAGUUAUAAUAGGUUGUGUGGGCAGAUUCCGCAAGGUGGUGAUUUGCAGAAGUUUGACAACACUUCUUAUUUUCAUAACCGGUGCUUAUGUGGGUCGCCUUUGGCGACUUGUGCCUGAAGUGAUUUUGGCCGUAAUCAUCUAUACUUAAGUUGAAAAUAUGUACUACAUAGUAAUUAAAAUCUCCAAUAUAUUGUUAUCGUUUAAAUGUAAAAAUCCUUGGGAUUUUGUGUAUGAAUGUGAGAUUUCUAUACAUUAUAUUAUUUUUCUUAGUAA